UUCUUCUCUUUAUUCCUAAGAAAGCCAAACGACGACCAAAUUCGAAUUUUCUUCUAUUUUUUUUCCUCUUUUCAUUUUGUUCUAACCAACGCUCAUCAUUUUGCCGGAGAAAUGAGAACUCCGGCCGUUGAUCCUUCUAUACUUCGCCGGAAUGUCCGUCUCUCCGUUCCUCGUCGUCACGUCUUUCACGAACCCUGCUCGGACCGUUCCUGGAAACAAUAAUCAAGAAAACAAAAAAAAAAAAGCGACUUCCUUUAGCAGAGUUUUCAAGUUAUUCUAUGCUUGUUUUGUAAACUCGAACAAAGCCUAUAUAAUAAUCUGCGGAGAAAGGUAUCGAUUUUGUUUGGAGCUUCGGAUUCUGGUAGAUUUGACAAUUUCUUUCGUGCAUAUCGAAUUUUUAUCCUUUUCUUUUCGGUGGUCAUCGCAUUGCUCGGUUAUGACUUCUGGUCCGGUAAGGUGUCCAGAGACGGGAUGAUAGUAGGCGACAUUAACGAAGGUCUUGUCGUUGUUGCGGUGUAUCGGAUGUGUUUGUUAAUGACUAAACCUUUUUGCGUCCUUCUUUAAUCCAAUCUCUUCUUAGCUCAAACAAGGAGAUAGAUGUUAUGCAGAGUACCUGAUUUUGUGUUCUACUCGUCAAUUGUUAUCUUUUUCCUUGUUCCUCCACUUCGUAGUUCAGAUUAGUCUAAGCUCUAAGCUUUUUGGAUUGAGUGGUAGGAUAGAGAAGCUCUUGAAUUGACCUUGAUUUCGGAAUUACCGAAAAUGGAGAGCAGCUUUUAGAGGGUGUUGCUUUGAUUCUGGUCUUGUUAAUUAUGCCUCCUUUCAAAAUCCAGCCAAUAGAUUCUCGCUUAGUUGAAGAAUCGAUUCGGAGCGAUCCGGUUAAACCUAUAGUGAAAUCGCGCCUCAAGAGGCUCUUUGAGCGGCAGUUCCCGAGUGUCCUGAGGAUUUCAUCAACUGAGAAGCCCAGCGCCGGUGAACAGCAGUACAGCAAAGAUGCUAAUAACAACGAUUGGGAGCCAAGCUCUGUGUGCUUGGACAAAAUGGUUCGGAACUUCAUCGAAGAGAACAAUGAGAAAUAUUUGUCGGCGGCCAAAUGCGGACGGAAUCGAUGCAAUUGUUUCAACGGAAGCUGCAGUGAUAGUUCAGAUGAUGAAUUUGACGUCUCCAAUGUCUUUACUGAAUCGACAACGGCAGCUUCCUGUGGCGAUGCCUGCGAAAUUCUGAAGAGUUUGGUCCCUUGUGCGAGUGUUGCCGAGAGAAAUCUUUUAGCUGACACUGCAAAAGUCAUAGAGAAGAACAAGGGCUGCAAGCGUAAAGACGAUUGCAGAAAGGUUGUAACUGAUGGUCUUGUGGCUCUCGGCUACGAUGCCUCAAUCUGUAAAUCACGUUGGGAGAAAUCUCCAUCUUUUCCUGCCGGAGAAUACGAAUACGUAGACGUGAUUGUUGAUGGUGAACGAUUCCUGAUCGACGUAGAUUUCAGAUCGGAAUUCGAGAUCGCCCGUUCGACUGGAACCUACAAGGCCGUCCUCCAAGUUAUUCCAACGAUCUUCGUGGGCAAAGCUGACCGUCUCCAACAGAUCAUCUCAAUUAUCUCAGAUGCAGCUAGACAGAGCCUAAAGAAGAAAGGAAUGCACUUCCCGCCCUGGAGGAAAGCUGAAUACAUGAAAGCGAAAUGGCUAUCUCCUUAUACCAGAGCUACUAGUACAAAUACGUCAUCUCCGGUCAAAACAGCCGAAUCCGGAACCCAGUCCCAGAGCGUGAUGGAAAGUGAGAAAAAGCUAUCUUCGGGGAACAUAACUAACAAUUCCAACUCAUCUGGUGAAUUCGAGCUUCUUUUCGGGGAGAAUUCGCCGAGGGAAACGGUGUCCGGCGCUUCUUCGUUUUCUGCCCUGGAAAUUCCUGAGGAAGAGGACAAGGUUAAGUUCUCACCAUGGCAGCUGCCGGCGAUCAAACCAAAGAGUUCUCAGGGCGGAGCCAGAGUCGUUACGGGUUUAGCUUCCGUCCUCAAAGAAAAAUCAUAAAUUUUGUCCAAUCUUUGCUUUUAUUUUGUCGUUUUUGUUCCUGAGAAUCGAAAUACCCCCUUCUGAUUUUUUUUUUUUGUAAGGGUCUGUAAGGAGGAAAUCUAUAGACUAUAGUAAUCCAUCUACUGAUAUAUAAUAAUAAAAAUUCAUAGUAAAAGAUAGAAAAAUUAAAAAUUCUUUUGCUCUA
Messenger RNA from Nelumbo nucifera (sacred lotus), 2205 nucleotides. RefSeq lists its product as uncharacterized. Lineage: Eukaryota; Viridiplantae; Streptophyta; Magnoliopsida; Proteales; Nelumbonaceae. The record is from RefSeq and is a predicted model, not a curated record.